ACCGAUCGGAUGUACUUGCAGGGUAAAAACUCAUGGACUAAAGGUCAGAAUCGGCAUUUCGUCGACUUCCUCCUCAAUGCCAGGGAGGAGCUCAUCGCCGAGGAAAAAGGAUCCGCGAAGUAUCUCCACGAUGACAAUCUCAAGAACGUGGUAUUGGACAUCUUCGGAGCGGGAACCAGCACCAGCAAAACGAUCUUGGGCUUCAGUUUCCUACAUCUAGCGAACGAUCUCGAGCUCCAAGAUGAACUCCGCGAAGAAAUCGUCGACGCUUUGGGCAGCAGAGUGUGUGGAGCAGCAGAUCGAGGGAAAAUGCCGAAAGUGGACUCGUUUUUGCGAGAAGUCAUUCGUGUGCACCCUCCGGCCCCAUUGGGAAUCGGGAGGAGGACUCAGGCCGAUAUAAUUCUAAAUCGACGCCCCGUUCCCAUAGGUACCGACAUGUUCAUGAACAUUCUCGCAGUCAACCAUGACAAAGCCAUCUGGGGUCCGGAUGCGGGCGAAUUCAACCCACGCAGAUUUCUGACGGCGACGAAGGAGCAAGUCAAUCGGGGAGCCACUUCUUUCGGGCUGGGAGCCCGAACCUGCCCAGGAGAGAAAAUGGCACAGGCUGACAUGUUGUACGCGAUUGUCCGAACACUCCAGAAUGUCAGACUAACGUGCCCUGAUGGACCCGGCACUGCUAACUUGAACAGCAUUGAUUCUGAUCUCCUGAUCGAUGCUGUGAGACAAGACCUCAUUUUCACCAGAAUUGAUGAACCAUGGAUUUUCUGGGCUCACCCUCACCCGAAUCGUCGUUACUGCGAUGGAGCGGCCCUAUUGCUAGCUGUUGAUGGCUGUCAUUCCGGCUGCACAAUGGCGCUGGUCGAGUUGUUUCUCGUAAGACUGACCGAGCCGAUUUCAUGGAUCGCCUUGGUCCUCGGCCUACUGACGGCCUAUUUGAUUCAGUUCGUGAAUCGGGUCCGUAAACUUCCGCCAGGUCCAUCGCCGCUACCUUUCAUCGGGAACAUUCCCCAGCUCCGGUCGGAAAUUCCUCUGUAUGAGAAAGCCAUCGAUUGGGCUCGACAGUAUGGAGACCCAAUAACCGUGUGGAUAGGGCCUCGUCCGUUCGUGAUAGCGUCAUCGAAAGAAUCUUUCAAGGACAUCUCGGGCCCAUUGCGUAAUCUGAUUGCCGGCCGGAAUCCCACAAACAUUGGCGCGCUCCAAACUCGUGGAUACCAGGAUGUUCUGUUCAGCGAUUUUUCGCCAGCAUGGGAUACUCUGCGAAGAGUCGCUCACGUUGCGAUGCGUAAAUACGCUACCACCGAAAAACUGGCUAAUUUGGUGGCCGAAACCGUGGACUCGGAGCUCGAAGGAGUUUUCGAAGGGAGAGAUGAAUGCCGGUAUGAAGUCGUCGAGUUUAUCGAGGGAAUAAUCAACAACGUUCUGGCCUUGUCGAGCUUCGGAGAAGGAUUCAAGAAGGGAGACGAGAACUUCGAAAAAAUGAGACGAGCCAAUCGAGACUUCGAAGUAAACUCUCCGAAUGGACUGCCGUCGGACAUUUUGCCCAUUCUGCGCUAUUUGUUCCCAAGGCAGGAACGAGCCGCUCGAGGAGCUAUCCUGGAAGUUCUCGACGUCACGGACGAAAUGUUUGCUAAAGCGAGGGCAACAUGGACGUCCGGGAAGAGUCGUCAUUUCACAGACGUUCUACUGAACGCUCGUGAGGAAUUCGUCGCCGAGGAUCGAAACUCCGCGAAGUAUCUGACCGACGAGAACCUCAGACAGGUCGUCCUGGAUAUCUUCGGCGCAGGAACCGGGACGAGCCGCGGUAUCUUGAGCUACUGCUGCGUAGAACUUGCGAACGAUCCCGAGCUCCAAAGUGACUUGCGCACAGAAAUUCUCGAAGAGCUCGGUUCGAAACGCUGCACGGCAGAGGAUCGCGAACGGUUGCCGAGGACUGAUUCCUUCCUGCAAGAAAUAAUACGAUACUACCCGGCUGCUCCGCUGUCUCUCCCUCGGAAGGCCAUGACCAACACGACUAUAAACGGUCGUCCCGUACCGAAAGACAUCGAUGUCAUGAUCAACCUGUAUGCCGUGAAUCGAGACGAGAGCAUAUGGGGAAGCGAUGCGGGAGAAUUCAGGCCAUACAGGUUCCUAAAUGUGACGAAGGAUCAGCUAACCCGCGGCUCCAACUCGUUCGGAAUCGGAGCACGGUCUUGCCCCGGGGAAAAGUUAGCGCAAGCGGACAUGUUCUACGCGAUCGUAAGAACUCUCCAGAGAGUUAAACUCACCUGCGUCCAUGGACCGGGAACAGCUGAUUUCGGAAAGAAGAAUUCCGACAUAUUCCUGGAAUCUCCUCGGCAGAACUUGAUCUUCGCGAAAGUUGAUACCGUCUGAAUGCGCAAACAUUCUCCGUGCUAGAGCCAGUGUAAGAUAUACAAUACUUAAUUGAAGGAUAUCUUCUCAACUGAGCUAUCUUUCUAUCUCCUUCAUUGAGCUGAACAAUUUCUCCAUCGGACCAUCAUCGUCUCCCCUCGAUCUUAAUCUCUUCUGAUGAAUGAAUCAUCGAGCCCCGAGAAGGUCCGGUCGCUGCCUGGCGAGCGGAUAAUCAAGAAUGCCGGCCGAUCCCCAUGUCAUCUUUGCGGUUCCCAAUAAAAUAUGAGAAUUUGA
Galendromus occidentalis (western predatory mite) is the source of this 2643-nucleotide messenger RNA. RefSeq names its product steroid 17-alpha-hydroxylase/17,20 lyase. The coding region runs from base 10 to 2370 and encodes 786 amino acids. NCBI's taxonomy places the organism in Eukaryota, Metazoa, Arthropoda, Arachnida, Mesostigmata, Phytoseiidae. The record is from RefSeq and is a predicted model, not a curated record. The transcript has 9 exons. Gene Ontology annotation, molecular function: monooxygenase activity; iron ion binding; heme binding.